AUGAAUUCUCUCAGUUCAAUACCCAUUCCCUCUCUAAAACAGAUUGGCUUGGCUACUCUCUACAUUGGAAGUGCACUGGCAUGGCCUGAACCUCAUGGGGCCCCUUCAAGAAAUGUCCCCAGGGAUGAUUUCCCAAUGUUCAAUCCUCUUCCUAGCACCGAUCUCAAUACUCGUCUCAUUCGAUGCGAAUACCCAUCCAUGAAGGGUUGGGUUUACUCCUAUAAGAAGAAUGGUGACUGGCUAAGAUAUGCUGGAUCGAACCCGGGGGAUAUCACUGAAUAUAACAUUGACACAGACAAUGAUAAAUAUGUCCCUCAAGGAAUUACACGGAAGUACCACUUAGAAGUAACGGACGAGUCGGUGAACAUGGACGGAAUGGUUUUUGAUAAAGCUAAGGUGUUCAAUAAGCAAUAUCCAGGACCAUGGAUUCAGGCAUGUUGGGGGGAUGAUCUUGAAAUUACUGUCACCAAUAAGUUGAAACAUAACGGAACCGCUGUUCACUGGCAUGGAAUUCGGAUGAUGGAAAACAUGUUUAACGAUGGUGUACCUGGAGUGACUCAAUGCCCCAUCCCACCAGGCUCCUCAAUGACUUACAGAUUCAAGGCUAGCCAGUACGGGUCCACCUGGUAUCAUAGCCAUUAUUCUCUACAAUACGCGGAUGGUCUGUUCGGGCCAAUGACAAUCCAUGGGCCCUCGUCAGCGAGUUAUGAUAAAGCUGUUGAUCCACUAUUGAUGACAGACCAUCUUCAUGACAGCGCAUUUGAGGACUUUCACAAGGAGCUGGAAGGAAAGCCACCAGCAAUGGAUAGCAUAAUUUUAAACGGAAAGGGUGAUUACGAUCAAACUGGUGAUUUGGAGAAAAAAUAUCGUACCGUUCUCAAACCUGGCAAAAAGUACCUUCUAAGAUUGAUCAAUACGUCUGUUGCCACAACGUUCGUCUUUUCUAUCGAUGGCCACAAAUUCCAAGUUGUUGGGUCAGACUUCGUUCCAAUUGAGCCUUAUGAAGCUGAUCAUAUUGCGGUUGGAAUUGGCCAACGUUACCACAUUAUUUUGGAAGGUCUCUCCAAAGAAGAGGCCAAGAAAAACGGAAGAUAUUGGAUGAGAACGACCCCGACAAAGGGAUGUUCAAAGUUCGCUGAGGGAAGAGGUACCGACGACAGAACAGGCGUUAUUUACUACGACAGGGACGAUGGUAUUUCCCCAAACACUGAGCGUGGAGCUUUCUCCUUGGACUGCCGUGAUGAACCACUGGAAAACUUGGUACCCAAAGUGAAAUGGACUGUCCCUGACCCAGGCCUUGACGUGGCUGGUGCCUUCGAGAAAUCUGCCGAUGUACAACUUGGUAAAUGGCGAAGGCCUGGAUACCCUGAAACAAAUAGCCUCGUCUCUAACUGGGAGUUUGGUCCCGUCCCAAUGUGGAUUAACUACUCCGAGCCUAUUAUCAAGAACCUUGAUAAGGAGGAGUUCCCUUCAACGUGGGUAGUAUACCCGGCAGAAGACCAUCUCAUAAAUAAAUGGGUUUACCUUGUUAUUACAGGGAAGAAAUUAGACCCCAUUAGCACCCAAGUUGCUGUUGCCCAUCCGAUCCACCUCCAUGGCCAUGACUUUGUGCUUCUACAGCAAUCUACGGAGCCUUGGGAUCCUACAAAUGUCAAUCUCAAACUGAACAACCCUCCACGCCGAGAUGUUACUCUUCUACCUGCUGGCGGAUUUAUCGUCAUUGCUUUUAAACCGGACAAUCCAGGUUCAUGGCUACUACAUUGCCACAUCGCAUGGCAUGUGUCCGCCGGGCUGGCUCUCCAGGUACUCGAACGCAAAGAGGACUUGAAGGCCUUGACAUUGAAUAACCCCGAUUUUGAGUUUAUGAAAGAAAACUGCCAAAGAUGGGAUGCAUGGCACUCCGAUAAAAGCAACUAUUGGGAUCCAAAUGCUCACUUCCAGGACGAUUCGGGCGUUUAA
Molecule: messenger RNA, 1959 nt
Organism: Nannizzia gypsea CBS 118893
Lineage: Eukaryota; Fungi; Ascomycota; Eurotiomycetes; Onygenales; Arthrodermataceae
Product: laccase
Exons: 8
Coding region: 1-1959 (652 amino acids)
Molecular function (GO): oxidoreductase activity; copper ion binding
Source: RefSeq, a predicted model, not a curated record